This is a messenger RNA of Polistes dominula (European paper wasp), 4032 nucleotides long. RefSeq lists its product as uncharacterized. Gene Ontology annotation, biological process: spindle elongation; microtubule-based movement; mitotic spindle assembly. Gene Ontology annotation, molecular function: ATP binding; plus-end-directed microtubule motor activity; microtubule binding. Gene Ontology annotation, cellular component: mitotic spindle; spindle microtubule; nucleus. The record is from RefSeq and is a predicted model, not a curated record. Lineage: Eukaryota; Metazoa; Arthropoda; Insecta; Hymenoptera; Vespidae.
AUGAAUAGUGCAUUAGAUACAAUAGGACUAUCUGACAAAAAUCAUACACGUGAAGAAAUGUCGUAUUUAUUUGGUAGAGAUCCUAGUAUUUUAGCAUACGGACAGAGACCAUGUCCAUCUCAAGAGACAAAGAAAAAUUUAUUUUCUGAAUAUGAAAUAGAAGAAUCAAGUUCAGCAGAAAACACACAAUCCUCAAUUCCUGAUUUGCAGGCUUUAAAAACACUUAAAGUUUAUUUACGUUUAAAGCCAUUUCCAAGAAAAAUUAAAUUAUUACCCGAACAAGAAGACGCUUAUAAAAUAAUUAAUUCAACUACUUUGGUAACUAAGUUGCCUUAUUUAGAAAGUAACAGUAGUUUUGCAAGAGCUAAAAAUAGUGAUAUAGCAUGUAGAACUUAUACAUUUACUCAAACAUUUGGACCAGAAACAACGCAAUUACAAUUAUUUGAUCAAGUGAUUAAACAACAAAUGAUAGAUUUCUUAGCGGGACAAAGCUGCAAUGUGAUGACUUAUGGUACAACUAAUUCUGGAAAGUCACAUACAUUGCAAGGAUCAAUCACAUCACCUGGGAUCAUACCACGUGCCUUAGAAUUUGUAUUUUCUAUUAUUACACCAAAAUCUAUACCUUCUUUUAAACCUGUAUACCAUAGCGAUGCAAUAUUUCUUAAUUCUCUUGAACGAGCUCAAGAAUUAGAAGCUAAAACUAAAUUGUUAAGUUUCAGUUCGGUAGAUAAAAAUCAAUAUAUUAAUACUUAUAAACAAAUGCAAAAGAUAUUACAAGAAGAAUCACCAUUGAGAACUAGCGAAUGCACAGAUGCUCAUUAUUCAGUAUGGGUAUCUUUUGCUGAGAUAUAUAAUGAAACUAUAUAUGAUCUUUUAACUGUUGAUUGUCAAAAAAAGAAAGUACCAUUAAAAUUGGCAACUGAUAAUCAUGGUAGAGCAUUCAUCAAAGGUUUAAAUUCUGUUUAUGUUAAUUCUGGUGCUGAAGCCUAUCAAGUUUUAAUGGCUGGCCAAUAUAAUUUAAAAGUUGCUGCAACAGCUUUAAAUGCAAGAAGCUCUAGAUCUCAUUGCAUAUUUACUAUCAAAUUAUUAAAGUAUUAUUCUGACAAUCUAUCUGAUUCAGUAGGUUUAAGCACAUUUUCCUUUUGUGAUUUGGCUGGUUCUGAACGUUUGAAAAAGACAUUGAAUAUUGGUGAUAGAUUAAAAGAAGCUCAAAAUAUUAAUACAAGUCUGUUGGUCUUUGGGAAAUGUUUAAAGUCAAUUUACGAUUCUCAAUUAUCAAAAUUAAAAAGUGAACCUGUCAUUGGACCAUUCAGGGAAUCCAAGUUAACAAGAUUAUAUCAAAGAGCAUUAUCAGGGAGAGAACAUAUUGCAUUAAUUGUUAAUGUCAAUCCUUUGCCAAAUCUUUAUGUAGAGACGCAAAAUGUAUUGAAUUUUGCAGCAAUUGCUAAGAAAAUUGUCAUAGAACCUAAAGUCAAAGAAAAAAGAAAGGUUCAUUCAAGAUUUUCUAAAUUGGUUCAUAAAAGUAUACGAACUGUAACUAAUUGGGACGCUGUAACUUUGGAAAGUACAGAUUGGUUAAAUGCAGAUGCAGAUACUGAGAUAGAGACGGAUGACAUUAAGUUUAUUUCUUCUGAGGAAUAUGAAAAUUUAUUAUUAACAAAUCAACAAUUAAGAAAGGAGAUUACGAAUUUAAAAAAUAUGGCAUUAACUCGUGACUUUGAAAUUCGACAGGAAAUGGUGGACACUUAUACUGCCAUCAUAAAGAAACUUGAAAACGAUUGGAAGGCUCGUAUAAGAGAUGUUGAAGAACAACAAGAAGAUACAUUGCAGUGGUCAAUUAAACAAGUUGAAGAAUUUUAUAAACAAAAGAUUAAGUUGAAUAGUCGAAAAAGGGCACGAUCUGUGGAAUAUGAUGAUGAUGAUGAUGAUGAUAAUGAUGAUGAUAUUAAUAGAAAUUCGAAAGAUAUUAAAGAAUUGGAAUGUGAAAUAUCUCGUUUAAAUACUAAAUUAGGAUCUAUGCAAAAUACUAUUCAAGAAUUGAAAAAACAUAAUCAAAAUUUGAACGUAGACAAACAUAAAGUUGAAUUUGAAUUGAGCUUAGCUAAGGAAGAAUUAAAAUAUACCAAAUCUUUAUUGGAUGCUGCUCAAAAAGAUUUAUGUAACGAUGAAGAGACAGAACAUUUUAUAGAAGAGAUUAAAUUACAAUUGUCUGCUAAAGAAAAUCAUGUUAAGAAACUUAAAGAAUUUUUGAACGAAGCAAAAGAGGAAUAUAUUGUUAUUACAAAUGAUGCUCGAGAGAAAGAAAAUCAAAUUAAAGAACAAGAAGAAAUAAUAAUAGAAUAUGAAGAUAAGAUGGACGAUAUGCAAGAACAAAUUGAUCGUACUAAUUAUUGUCUAUCAGAACAAGCUAAAACGAUUGAAAAAUUAGAAGAGAAUAAUCAAACGAUGGCUGAUAGAAUAAUUGAAUUGGAAAAUAUGUUGGAAUUGAUGAACGUUGAAAACAAUGAAGAUAUUUCUUGCAAAUUGGAAACUUUAAAUCAGUCAGAGGAAAAUAAAAGAAGCAAUUUUUCUGCGGAUGUAAUUGUAAAAACAGAAUUGUGUGAGGAAGAUGUAAUACAAUCGAAAGAUAAAUUGACUAAUUUGGAUACAAAUGAAGAAAUAUUUGAAGAAAAAAUAAUAAUUGAAUCCGAAGAAAAAUUAACAUCGUCGAAUUGUGAUGAAGAAGAAUCAACAUCGAAGGAAGAUAAAAGUUGUCAAACUAUUACAUUACUCACACAAGAAGUCAUUUUACAAACUAGUAUUUUAGAAAAUGAUGUGAAAAAUAUAUCCAUUCAAACAAUUGAUGAUGUGAAUUAUGAAACAAGGGAAAAGGAAUAUAAAGAAUUACAAAUGAAAUUUAACGAAAUAGAAACUGAAUACAAAGAGAAAUUAGGAAACGAUCUUCUAGUUAUAGAAGAAUUGCAAGAGAAGAUUUCUAAAAUGGAUAUUGAUUUAAGUGCAAAGCAAAAGGAAAAAACAGCACUUGAGGCAUUGGUAGAAGAAAAUGUGAAACAACAGGAAAUUUUGCAAAAAAAGUUAGUUGAGUCGAAUAAAAAAGAAAAAGAGAAGGAUGAUGAAAUAUUAGCUAUUCAAAAAGAAUUGAAACGAGUGAUACAAUUAAAAGAUGACGAAGAAAAAUCAAUGGAAAAAGAAUUGAAGAGUACAUUGAAAAUUUUGGAUGAUACCAAAUUAGAAUUGUCCUGUAAACAAAGGGAUUUGAAUAUUUUAGAAUCACGUAUGGGUUCUUUAGAAAAAGUCAUGAAAGUAUUAGAAAGUGUUAAAAAGGAAAGAGACGAACAAUAUACCGAAAUAAAUCAAUUGCAAAAAUAUAAUGAUAUGUUCAGACGAGAUUUGGCAAAUAAGGAAUAUGAAAUGAGAGAAUUUCAAAAGAACAGGGAUGAAACUGUGGAGAAAUAUGAGGAUAUGGUUAAAUCGUUACAAGAUGAAAUGGAAAAACAUAAACGCGAAAUUGCGACAUUUCAAAAGAUGUUAUUUAGACAAACAACUCCAACAUCGAGUAAGGAUGAAAUUAAAAAAUUACAAACUCGUAUUGAUUCAUUACAAAAAAUGGUACAAAAUAAUAGUGAAUCGAAAAAAUCAAAAGCUAAUGAAGAAAGCAAUGCGGAAAGUGAAACAAUGACAGUUGAAUAUUCUACAAAAAGGAGAGGUAGACCUCCGAUGAAUGAAAAUUUACGAAAAGAAACUCCGGUAACAGCUCAAUCCGAAGUGAUUGAUUUAUCUGGUUCAGAAUCUGGUAAACAUUAUGCAAAACCUGAACCACCGAGUAGUGAGAAGCCUGAAAGGAAACGUGCCACACGUAAAAAGAAAUUGUUCGUAAUGAAUGACGAAUCAAUGCAAGAUAUUGAACCUUUGGAAAUUAAAUCUACUCCAUCCGUACCAACUCGUAGUUUAAGAAGUAGAAGAAAGUAAGUUUUUUGGGUAAUGUACAUAAUGAAAUAUUUGUAAAACCAAUGGAUUUUUCAAUAAUCUUUU